Molecule: messenger RNA, 1245 nt
Organism: Diaporthe amygdali
Lineage: Eukaryota; Fungi; Ascomycota; Sordariomycetes; Diaporthales; Diaporthaceae
Exons: 4
Coding region: 1-1245 (414 amino acids)
Biological process (GO): carbohydrate metabolic process
Source: RefSeq, a predicted model, not a curated record
AUGAAGUCCAUUCUUGUUAGUAUGGUGUUGGCCAGCUCCGCUCUCGCGGCAUCCAACGUCUCGCUUCCAAAUGGCUGGUUCACGAUCCCUCCCGCUGCAACAAUCUCCCCAGGCUCUUUCCAUGGGCAGCCUCGUUACCUGACCUGGAUGGCCGACAGUCAAAUUAAACAUGGUAUGGAGCCAACGCAUGCCUAUACCGUGUCCGCCCUGCUGUCGGGCGUGAAGCUCGCAUAUGAGCGCACCCAAGAUGCUAAAUAUUCUGCCUACAUUCAAAAGCACGUAGACCUACAGCUCUACCCAGGCUUUACAGGCGAUAUUCUCAUGUACAACAACAGCAAUUCUAUUGAUGAUAUUCGCUUUGGGCACUCAUUCCUCGAUAUGUACAACAUAUCAGGUGGAGAGAAUAUCUACAAGAUCGCUGCGCAGACCUUGAAGAAUCAGAUUGAUCGCAGUCGUCGCACGCCCGAUGGCGGUUUCUACCAUCGAUAUCCCGACUAUAUUGAUCAGAUGUGGCUCGAUGGAAUUUACAUGCUAGAUGUUUUCUAUGCGCGGUGGACCUAUGAAUUUGAACCCUCGAAUACCACAGCAUGGGAUGACAUCGCACUGCAGUUCGACCUCAUUGAUGCCGGGACAACGGUGAAUCGAGAUCGCACAAAUGGGCUCCCGCUCCAUGGGUUUGAUGUAUCAAAGACGCAAAUAUGGGCGGAUCCUGUCACUGGCGCAUCGCCCCACGUCUGGGGUCGAGCUGUUGGGUGGUAUAUCAUGGCACUUGUCGACACGCUCGACUACUUUCCCCAGGAGCACCCUGGCCGCGCAAGGCUCCUGUCCUAUCUGCAAAGCCUCGCAGACGCCGUCGUCGCUGCGCAGGACAAGGUGUACAAAGGAUGGUAUAACAUUAUGGAUCCGGGUCUAGAAUCCCGCUCAGGCAACUACAUCGAAAGCUCUGGUUCAGCGAUGUUUGUAUACGGGCUAUUAAAGGGUCUGCGCCUCGGUUAUAUUUCCGGAGAGAAGUAUGAGGCCGCAGCAACGAGUGGAUACGAGCUCAUGACCGGCACAUUUGCGGAGAAGAGGGAUACUGAUGGGUCUUUGGGGUGGGGUUGGACGGUCCAGACGGGGAGUUUAAGCUCGAAUGGGACGUUUGAGUACUACGCCAGCAUGCCACUCUUCGAGAACGACCUCAAAGGUGUUGCGCCGUUCCUUUUCUCGGCCUAUGAGUACGAGCUAUACAUCGAGGCUAAGAAGUAA